AUGAAGCGAGAGAUGAAGUCGCUUGAAGAACACAGCACAUGGAAGCUAGUGGACAUGCCACCGGGCAAGAAGGCCGUUGGCUACAAGUGGGUCUUCAAGAUCAAACGCGAUCCAAGUGGGGAGAUCAUCAAGUUCAAGGCACGCUUGGUUGUUAAAUGGUUCACGCAGCGUCCUGGUAUCAACUACAACGAGACCUUUGCACCAGUGGCGCGCAAGGAAUCUAUCAACACAGUGUUGGCGAUCGCUGCAGCUGAAGACCUGGAAGCAGAAAACGUUGAUGUCGACACAGCGUUUCUCUAUGGCGAAGUGGAAGAGGAGAUCUACAUGGACCAACCUGACGGUUUUGAAGAUGAAGGAAGCCCGAAUAAGAAGUGUUUGCUGCAAAAGGCGCUAUACGAGACGAAGCAAGCGGCGCGGCAGUGGAACAUCAAGUUGAGUCAGCACUUGAAUGAUCAAGGGUUCAAGAGCAGUGCAGCGGACCCGUGUGUGUUCGUUCGAGUGAAAAGAGAGGAGUACAGCAUUAUCGUGAUUUACGUGGACGACUUGAUGAUUUUCUGCAAGACGAAGGGGCACAUCGCAAGUACCAAGAACUCAUUGAUGGAAGAUUUCAGCAAUAAAGAUCUUGGAGAUCUCAAGUACUGCCUCGGGAUCGAGAUUCAUCGCAAGCGCGAAGAUGGAACGAUCAAGAUGAACCAGAAGGCGUACAUCAAGCGACUUUCGGAGAAGUUUGGCGUUGAAAACUGCAAGGACGUGCACACGCCGGCGGACAGUAACUCGAAGCUGAUCAAGAUGGGUCAAGAGGAAGCGUUUGUACCAAAGUACCCAUACCGUGGGCUGGUGGGCGCUUCAAUGUACAUCGCCACGUGUACUCGACCGGACAUUGCGCAUGCGUUUGGCGAAGUUGUGAAGUUUUGUGAGCGCUACGACAAGUCGCAUUGGACAGCAGCAAAGCGGAGUUCUUAA
Peronospora matthiolae is the source of this 963-nucleotide messenger RNA. The record is from the annotation of a GenBank genome assembly. NCBI's taxonomy places the organism in Eukaryota, Oomycota, Peronosporomycetes, Peronosporales, Peronosporaceae.